Molecule: messenger RNA, 1320 nt
Organism: Penicillium cataractarum
Lineage: Eukaryota; Fungi; Ascomycota; Eurotiomycetes; Eurotiales; Aspergillaceae
Exons: 3
Coding region: 1-1320 (439 amino acids)
Biological process (GO): DNA repair
Cellular component (GO): Smc5-Smc6 complex; nucleus
Source: RefSeq, a predicted model, not a curated record
AUGGCACGCAUUGCGCAGUCUCAGCUGGACGAAGCAAGCGCCUACGGCUCCAGCCCUCCUUCAUCACCAGACUCAUCCUCUGAUAAGGAAAAUCGUCGCCAAAGUGUCAACAAGCGAUCGACUGCCCGGAUGCUAUCCCGAAAUCAACUGUCCAAGCGUCGUCGCUUGACUGAUCGCGCGUCAAAUAUUCAGUCGCAAGCAUUUUCGCAACGGAAAUGCAAGCGUUUCUACGAUCCUGAUCAGCCUGAAGAAGAGCGAAGACGCCUCCGGAAGAACUACAGAGAUCUUACCACUGAUUUCAAUGACUCCCGCACCGAGUAUAUGCGGCCUGGAAACGAUGGCAUUUUUAAAACACUAGAAACCGCGAAUAACCUUUACACGCAAGUCAAGCAGACCUCGGAUGCCACUAUCGACUCGCGCCUCCUCGUCAACGCCGCCGACCUCACCCAUAAGAAAACCGCGCAGCUGGCGCUUGGAGAUGCAUCGGCGGGUAUUGAUGUGGAUGAAUUUGUUUCCAAAUGUAUCUCAUAUAUGCGACGUGGACCGGAAUUGGCCGAUGGGAGCACUCAACAGCGACAACGACCCCGUCAAACGCAGAGAGACCCGAAUGACAGUGACGACGGAGAUUCCGGCGACGCAAUGAAUUGGGAUUGGCUUGGUCGCAUGGCUUGUCUCCAUCAUAAUUCCCGACCCGCUGUGUCUGGAUUCUUGCUAGGCCCGCUGUCAGUGCAGAAGCGCUCUCGGCAAAAUACCCAGCGGGCUGGACGUGAGCAAUUUAAUUCCACGCAGGCUGUUCAGCCCCAGGAGCUCAGGCAGGAGGACCUUGGUCAGCAAGCGAAUGCGAACUUGACAGAAACUUGCAAAAUGAUCCAGGUUUUGCUCAACAAAACCAUCGACAACAUCGAGCAUGAGGUCAACGGGAUUUUGACCGAAGAGGGGGAACCUACCGAGGAAAGGGUGCUGGAGGUGAUGUAUGAGCAUCAUACGUCUCCGACUGGAGGCGUUUGCCUUUUUAAAUUUUGCAUCAACCCCCAGUCCUUCGGCCAAAGUGUUGAGAACCUUUUCUAUGUCAGCUUCCUGAUCCGUGAUGGUCAUGCUGGAGUUUCCAUGUCCGCUCGCGGAACUCCAACUCUUCAUAGUGCGGAACCGUACCCGCCACAUGAGGCCCAAGCGAAGCGCAUUCAGAAGCACCAGGCCAUCUUCAGCCUGGAUUUCGAAACCUGGGCCGAUAUCAUUAAGGAGUUCAACAUCGACGAAUGCAUUAUUCCCCAUCGUGAGGAUACUGAGGAGGGCACCGGCCAGACUUGGUAUGGCUCCUAG